GCAGGUGUCCGUGUCCUGUGCCUUUAAGACGCUGCUCAGGGUGGACCCAGCGUCGGGCGUUUGACGCUCAGGAAGCGGAUUAAACCACCGAAGAUUCCCGCAGAUAGCGAUUUUCCCAAUGUGUGAAAAAGGUCUCCACGCCGACUUUAACCGUAGUUAAAAACAUUUCGGGAGGUUUAUUUCAGAGGAUAAUGCUGGAUGGUUGCGCUCAUGAAAUUCACCAGGGACAUAUGCCGGCUGUUGGGACUCGGAAGCGGCCCUGCUGUGCAGCAACAGGAGGAGCCAAUGGACUGUGUUGCUGCAACCUCUGACCCGUGUCAUGAUGCCACUUUAUCACAGAAUGGAGAUGAUGAUCUGAGCGAGGAGGAUAAGGUCAGACAGAAAGCAGAGCGACGCCGAGCAAAGAGGAAGCGCCGCAAGAAACGUAAGAAGCAAGAGCAGAUCAAGCAAAAUGAUACCGCUGAACAGGACGAAGAAGAGGACGGUUGUGCAGAGUCUGAGCUGGAUGAGAGCGAGUCAGAAGCAGACAUUGCUGAAGAGGAAAAACAAAGAGCCGCAAAAGAGGAGAACAAGGAAACUAAAUCUGCUGCUCCUAACAAGCACAAUGUAACUCCAGUUAUGGCUCCUGCAGGACUCAAGCAGAAGACAAAAGCCAACUCAACUGAAGAGGAGCCAGAGUGGGAUGUGAGCAGUGCCUUCUUCGCGAAUGCUGCUAGCCAUAUCAAACCCAAAGGAUCCAGUCGCAAGUCCAAAGAAAACAAGGAAAACGAGGCCAGAAAGGAGACAAGCAUAACUGACAACAUGACCAAGAAAAGCGCAUUGCUGACGGAGAAAGGGAUUAAGUUGGUGCAGGAAGGGCAGUAUGCACAAGCAGCCUGCAUGUUUACAGAAGCCAUAAAGUGUGACCCAAAGGAUUACAGGUUCUUUGGAAACCGUUCAUAUUGCUAUUACUGCUUGGAGCAGUAUCCUCAGGCGCUGGGGGAUGCAGAACGCUCCAUUGAGCUGGCUCCAGAGUGGGCCAAAGGAUACUUCCGCAAAGGCAGAGCUCUUAUUGGCAUGAAGCGGUACAGUGAGGCAGAGAAGGCUAUGGAGCAGGUGUUAAAACUGGACAAACACUGUGAAGAGGCUGUGAAUGAUCUUUUCAGUUGCAAAGUCCUUCAGCUAAUGGAGUUUGGAUUUGAAGAGAUGCAAAGUGUUGUACUGCUGGAGAGAUUUUCAUCUGUGCAGGCUGUUCUGGCAUCUUGUUCAGACACACCAAGAGCUGGAGGCCAUGAUGUAUCAGUUGUGCAACCAGGAAGCCCUUGUCCUUCUCUCUGGGUGGGAAAUGUGACAACAGAAAUAACAGAAAAACACUUAUGGGACCUUUUUAAAACGUAUGGAGACAUAGAGAGCAUCCGUGUGCUGCAUGAGCGAUUCUGUGCCUUUGUGAAUUUUAGGAAUGCAGAUAUGGCAGCCAGAGCUAUGGAAAAACUAAACGGAUACUGCAUUGAAAACACACGUUUAGUUGUAAGGUAUCCCGACCGCCGCACUCAGAGGGUCCUUCCCAUUCCACUUAGGACUUUUUUCCCUGUCACACAGCAAGCAGGCACAGGAGCUGGUCCUCGGCGACGUGGCCCAGUUAAUGGAGAUGAGUGUUACUUUUGGAGAACUACCGGGUGCCAUUUUGGGGAUAAAUGCCGCUAUAAACACUUUUCUGACCAGAAAGGCAAGGACAGGAAACCCUGGCAGCCUUGAGCUUGGUUCAAGCUCUGCCUCGGCGACGUUUGGAGGAAACAGAGUUGCUCCAAAAUCCGCCUUCCAAGCUUGAACGGACCACAUCAAGAUCUCUGGAGUAAAAAUUAUUUUUUUAUUAAAAAUUUCAGAGGCAGGUAGAGACUUAGAAUGUGAAGAUGGUUCUGUUACCCAAAGAUCCAAAUGGAUGCCUUUGCUCAAAAUGACCCAGAGAGCAACACACCGUCACACUUGCAGCCCUGAGGAGACUUGCUUUUCUUUCUGAAAGCAACACUAAACUCUAGAUCAGUUUAUGGAAGUGAAAUUUUCUUGGCCCACUGUUGAAGGGGUGGGAAAUCAUGACUAUGAUGCAGGUUAUGAAAGAUAUACUUAUGGGGACAACAAGGAGCUUUUUAAGAAUGCUAAUUAAUUUCUCAGUUUGAGAACUCUGCCUAGUUUAACUCAUUUUCCACAUUUGCCUUUACUUCACAUAAAUGUGCAGAUGACAUUUUGAGUUGGGUUUGUGCCAUUAUAUCAAAAACUGACCAAAGACUUGAGGAUGAAGUUACUUGAAAAGUCAGUACUUCCCCUAUGCAACUGAAUUAUGCAGCCUUAGUCAUGAUCAUUAUAUCAGCAUAAGUAAAUAACUGGACUGAAAGACAAUACAACAGCUGGACAGAUAGGUGAAGUGAAUAAUUCAUUUUGGUUGUGUUUAGACUGAGUGUCCUCAUAAUGCCUGUAUAGCAUAUUGAUGUCAAAAUGUGGCCUUCUCAUCUUAUCUGAAAACAGUUCUGCUUGUUUAAAGGCUGUAAUACCUCAUCGGCGUCUGUUUGAGAAGUAUUUUUUGUAUUGACGUUUCAAAGCCUGUAUUUUUUUUAUGUUUAGUUUUUUUAUGUUCAACUAGAUUGCAUGACACAAGGUGGGCUGUGCUUCAAGUUCAGCUAGGUUAACAGUUUGAUACAAGAUAAAACUUUAUCAUUUUAAAGGUAAAGUCUUUAAGUUGGCAGAUUAUUUUUUUUCCUCGAAUUGCCUCGACAUUUAUUUUAGGUCUAUGCAAAACAAAAAGUGUCAGAUGCUUGUCUCCUGCCUCUGGGAUGGACAGGUAUAAGAAACAUUAAUACAUAUAAUUUCUGAACUUUUGGAAAAGCAGUGUUUGUGACCUUUGGGCCUCCAUGGCAGUAUUUCACUAAACUGAAGAAUCAGUUGGCUUUACAUUAAGUGUCAACACUAGAAAGUGAAUUACACAUUUGCUGGCAUGUGCUUUUUAUCCCCCACUUGGCAACAACUAAAGUCCACACUACAUUCAUUAGUGAACUAUGCACUGCGUAGGAAAAGUAUUUAUUUAGCUAUUUAUAAAUAUAUUUUUUUCCUUUUUUUUGGUUAACACUUUACAAACUAAGUCUAAUUCACACGCAGCCCCUCACCCCCUUCUGUUUAUGUCUGGUAUAGAUUAACAGUGAAUUGGUGAGAUCCUUUUCACAUUCUCCACUUCUGCUUUUCUUGUAGACUUUUUGCUUUGUGGUUGGAGCUCGUGACAAAAGGACUUAAAACCAACUGUGAGACUGCACUUGUUUUUAACGUGCUAGUUUCUAAACUAAUUGCUGUUCAAUAUUUUAAAUACUAUUCUUGCAGUGCAUUAAAUUAUUUACGCUUACCACUUGAUUAAAGCAUGUUAUUUUUAACUUGCAUCUGUAGAAAUAUUUCAAUCUGGACUUCUAAUGUUUCUCGCUCUGUACUUUUAUUUUCUUAAUUUUUAUUUGGAAUUAUUUUAUUAAAAUACAUUUCAAGUAAUGAAUAUGUACAACAAGAGCACUGCGAUUCUGUUAAUCUACCAAUAACUUUGUAUUUUUCUGUAAUGCAAAUAAGAGUUUUAUAUUUAAUAAACAUAUUUGUCCCAUC
Messenger RNA from Poeciliopsis prolifica (blackstripe livebearer), 3609 nucleotides. RefSeq lists its product as uncharacterized. The coding region runs from base 199 to 1734 and encodes 511 amino acids. Gene Ontology annotation, molecular function: protein binding; RNA binding; metal ion binding. The transcript is spliced from 16 exons. Lineage: Eukaryota; Metazoa; Chordata; Actinopteri; Cyprinodontiformes; Poeciliidae. The record is from RefSeq and is a predicted model, not a curated record.